AUGGAUGAAAACCAGAAUAUGAUUCUGCCAGUGCCCGAUAUUGUACAGAGUACACACAGUAAGUUGAUAGAGCCGGAAACACAGAUUGUAGGUGUACAUCCAGACGGCUCUAAGGAAUCUUUGUCAGGUAUUACAGGUAACAAAAAUCUCGUUAGUGAAGGUAACUGGAAUCUUGUUACUGAAUCAGGAGAUCAAAUGGUUGUAGUAUCUUGUGCAGAUAGAUUUGGAAAUGACAACCAAUUCUCUGUAAUAAAUGAAAAUUUAAAAGAUAAAGAUAAUGCAUUUUUGACAAUGAAUUCCAACAACAGUCAAUUUCAAAUUUAUGACUAUUCUGCUUUUAAUGAGGCUUUUAGCAGCAAUAAGAACAAUAAACACACUGAGACUGUUGAUCAAGGAAAUAUUAAAGAUACAAAUUGUUUAAACGGACUAGAACAAUCAUUUAGUAUGGUGUAUACUGUACCGGCCACAUCAAAUUACAACAAAUCGGAGAAUGGAAAUCAUGUUGUUACUAAAACUUGUGACAGUGUUCAAGGAAAACAGUGCAAGAUUGUUCAUGGUUCAAUGCGAAAUAGAAGCAAAAGAAACACAAGUGUACGAUUUGAAAGUCAACAAAAAAUGUCCUACGACCGAUUUAAAUCAAAACAGUCGAGUCGAGACAGAUUAUUGAAGAGCUGUAAGCCAAACAAGAGCAUAAAGCUAUCUGAUACUUCAAAUGGUUAUCAGAACAAUUUAAACUGUAGUGCCAAAACGAAAAACAGAUCUUCUCCAAGGCGAAAAAAAUGCAGAUUUCUCUUGACUUCUGUCAAAAGGGGAUCCAAAUCAAAAUCAACUGUGUCGAGUACAGAGACAAAUAAUAUGGACGAAACUACUGAUGGUCUUUGUGGGGACAAAACUACUGAUGGUGUUUGUGGACAAGAGGAACAUGUAGAUGGUUGUCUUGAUCCUCCAGGGUUGGCAGGAGAUCCUGUGACAUGUCGUGUGGGGUCCACUUACACCAGUCAUAGACAUUUCUAUAAGUGUUGGAAUGACCGAGAAGUUUGUAUGUCCGAUAUUGAAGAGUUCUUCAGCAACAUCCUAUGUGCUGAGCGUGUGACACAGAUGACGAGGACGUACAAUGACAUAGAGGCUGUCAAUAGAUUACUAGAAGAGAAAGAGCGUGACCUUGAACUAGCUGCCCGUAUAGGUCAGACACUUCUCCAGAAAAACCAGGACCUAACAGACAAAAAUGAAUCGUUAGAGGAACAGGUUUCCCAGGCAACAGAAAAGCUCAACCAGUUUAAACAUGAAAUUCUACGCAAGGAUGAGCUCCUCCAAGCUCUGACCCACUCUGAGUCUGACAGCACACCUACAGAUGAUUCUCCGAAUGGAAACACAGAAGGCCUUUAUGUCUUGGGGGCCACAAGUUUACAGAAAAAGGUUAAAUCCCUGGAAGAAGAAAAUAUCAAACUCCGCAUUGAGACGGUACAACUAAGUGCUGAAACAUCAGAAUUCGAGGAAAAGGAGCAAAAAUUGGUGACUGACUGUCUGGAACAGCUCGGGGAAGUAAAAGACCAGAUUGAAGUUUACUCACAAGAACUUGCUCUAAAGACAGAAGAAACAUAUUCUCAAAAGGAGGAGAUCACCAACCUUUUAGCUCAGCUAGUCGACCUCCAGCGGAAAUGUAAAGUUCUAACAGCAGAAAACCUUGAGCUCCAGAAGCACCUUGAGGCCUCACAGUCAUCACAGAAACACCUGACAAAGGAGCUUGCCGAGUACAAAGAUAAACAUGAUGAGGUAUUGGAAUUACUGGAGGAGAACCAGGAGGAGUUACGGAAGCUGCGACGGCAACAGAAACCUAACGUAGCUAAACAUAGCUACCUGUCGACAUCACUACUCAGUAUUCCGAAUGACUCCAUCGCCUCGGAACUUGAGUCAUCUCUCAAAUCAGAAAUAGACUUUCCUAUAGGUUACUCACCAGCAGAGAGGAAAGUUCAUAACUGGAGGAUUUUUGAGACCGCCAAGGCAGCAAAGAAGGCGAGCAGUAAACACAAUGGUAUCAGUAACAGUAACAGCUUUGGGACGGAGAAGACUUCUGGAAUCUCCGGAAUGUCUGGUCUGUCCGGACUCUCCACACUCAGUCUCAAUGACAGUCUGGAUUCAGGUGCUCGCUCUCCUGCUAUGUCUGGAGUUGCCUCAUCUGUCGGAAAACUCGGGGCUCUGUCAGCGAACAUGUCCAAUCGAAGUUCCAUGUAUUUCUCGGAAACUGAGUCUGUGCAGAGUGAUGGGUACACCGCUGAUCUGGACAGCCUCUACGGUGACGUAAAGAAGCACAGCCUCGGACGACCGGGUAUACCAGGCUCUAACGACCUAGAAACGGCACUUCGGAAGUUGUCUAUCCGUCGAGCUAAUGAACUCAAUGAGGAGGACUUCUUUGAGGAUGAGGAAAAUAGGAAACGACAAAGGCACAGAUCUGAUACCGGUAAGUCAGAUGCCCAGGAAUCAACUGAUACCCCCGGGAUGUGUCCAACUCCAGACAGUACACUUUCCACUGGAAGUUUCCGAUCUGGAUUCUCCCAGUUUUCUUAUCCAGGAAGUAACAGCUCACACUAUCGACUCCCGGAGAAACUUAAGAUCAUCAAGCCACUAGAGGGUUCUGUCACUCUGCGCCAUUGGCAACAGCUGGCCACGCCCCACCUGGGAGGAAUCUUUGAGUCUCGUCCAGGGGUUCAAAUUAAGGGCGAGAGGAAACUGGAACUGAAUGAAGAAGUGUACAAUCUUAGUGACUUAGAGGAAGAUGAGGAUUACGAGGAUAACGGAGAGUGCUACAAGAGAUUCCAGGAGAGUUCCACAAUAAACACCUACACAAACUCCACAGUGAAACAUCCAACACAACUUGUCGGUGAGGAGGAAUCGGAGCUUGACUCUGACGUAGAAUGUAUAGAAUCAACAUCAACAAAAUCUUCAACACCUCGGCUCACUUCAAUGGUUCAGUCGAGCGGAACGACGACCUAUAGCAUGUCGCUGGGACUAGCAGCCAUCUUAAAUGAGCGUGACUUUGCGAGUUCUUCUGACAAGAAAGUCAAUACAUCAGGAGCCAGCCAGGCGUCACGAACAUCGGGCUGUUUGGUGUCCGAGUCUCACUUUGAUUUGUCAAAGUCAAAAGCACAAGCCGUAACAGUGACUUCAUCCUCUGGAACUGGUGUUGCCUUGACAACCAGUUCUCCAACAAAAACAUCACCGGAGAGGACUCAUUCAUUGGCGGGUGUGGACUACCAGGAGGGAAAUCUCCUCAAUCGUAUCAAAAACACAGGUUUUUCACUGUAUGGUUAUCUCGGGAAAAUGGGCCAAAGGACAGACUCUGUGGUGUCAUUACCGGAACAACUUAACGAGAAGAAAAACACUUCACAGAAAGGUGCGAUUCCUAAAGUGUCUGUGUCACCGACUCAGUCAUCUUCUGUUGAUAAUCUUGUGACAAUUGCCGCCCCACCAGAGGGCGGAGCUGAGGCUUCCAAGUCAAAAUCUGCUGCAACAAUAUUUGGAGGAGGAGCGUCUGGGGGUGGAGUUCUUGGUGCAUUGACCUCAAUUAGAAAAAGUGGCAUAUUUUAAAAAAUAUGACUUUUAUAUUUCUGUAUAACAUUUUAGGCUGGUUUGAUGUAUGGACUUUCUACUAAGUAGAUAUAAGCAUACUCACAGUAGUGACAGAUGAUACGAUGAUCAAAAAUGUUGAAGUGCUCAUUUUUAAUUGUCCUUGUGAAGCUAAUUGUGAUAAUAAAACUUUACACAGGGGCAAAACUUUAUUUCUUAGAGAUACAAGAGCCAUUUAACCUAAGAUGAGAAAUCACACAAUUAUUUAAUGAAUAUAAUUUCUUGCCCCUGUGCUACACUAGCCAAGGGAGGUAAUCGAGAUAUAACACAAUUAUUUAACGAAUAUAAUUUCUUGCCCCUGUGCUACACUAACCAAGGGAGGUAAUCGUGAUAUCACAUGACUGAUUAGUUAACAUUAUUCCAAUAUUGCAGUGUUCACAUCUAAAUUAUAAUUUGUUUGCCCC
Messenger RNA from Pecten maximus, 4028 nucleotides. Its product is annotated as trafficking kinesin-binding protein 1-like. Bases 1 to 3585 code for a protein of 1194 amino acids. The transcript has 16 exons. Lineage: Eukaryota; Metazoa; Mollusca; Bivalvia; Pectinida; Pectinidae. The record is from RefSeq and is a predicted model, not a curated record.